AUGUGCCAAAAGCUAGCGUCGGUGCCGGAAUUGGCCUAAUAUUCACUUUCCUGUGAAUAUUACCGCGUCGGCGGAUCCUCAAGUAGAAAUAUAGAGCGGUGGUCGGCGGAUCCUCAAGUGCCUAACCUAAUUUCCUCCGUCGCCGCGCCAGAUCUCACCGCGACCUCCUUCCUCAAGCCGCCGCGGUCUCUCCCCCCUCGAGCAGCCGUCGCCUCCAGCCAUGUCGCCCCCUCGUCGGCACCUAUGUUCUUUUCGAUUUCGAUCUGUGGCAAUCCUUGACGCACAGCAUCGGCACCGGCGUUGGCUGCGGAAACGUCACACGGCUGCUGCAAGUACGUAUUCUCUCCCCGGUUAUUUCUGGAUUGAGAUCCAGUGACAUGUCACCGAUGAACAGUACCGUAACCUGUGGACUGAGAUACAGUGACAUGUCACCGAUGAACAGCAUGUGAUCUGGCCUGUUGGUUUUCGGUCCAGCCGCCAUGCUACGGCCUGACAUGCUGAUCUCUGUCUGUUAUUUCUUAUAUCCUAAACAGUUUUAACCAUCAAUAAGCUUCUGGACUAAAUAUAAAUUAGACACCCUAGAUGCAUCUCGGCGUAGCAGGGUAGUACUGUACUCUUUUAUGUGAAUGUGAAGAAAAAUAUAGUGCUCUAAGAGCCCACGUAAACAAUUUUUCAGAUUAUUAACUCUUCAUAGUCGGACUCAUUAUUUCGGCUUCUGUGCACCACAUUUUUACCUUUCUUUGUUCGAUUUGAGUAGCUCGAGCAAUUUUUUUUACAUAUUACGCUGCAUUAUAGAUAGUAGUGGAUCAAAGGCUUUGUCUACUCAAAUAAAUAUUCAUCAAACAGGUAUUGAUAUUUCUCAAGGUGCUGACAAUAUGAAUCCUCAAUCUCCUUUUGAGAAACUUCCAGAGGACAUCUUACAUCGUAUACAUUCUCUCUUACCAGUACAAGACGCUGCUUGUGCUGCUUGUGUGUCUCAUGCAUUUCUGCAUUCCUGGAGAUGCUAUACCAAACUCACACUCAACGACUCUACGCUUCGGUUGACUCACAUAAAAUUUGAGGAAAGGAAAAUCUAUUUCAUUGACAGAGUUGACAAAAUUCUUAAAAACCAUCAUGAUAAAGGGGUGAAGGUGGAGACACUUAACCUUAUUCUUACCCCUUGCACCAAUAUCAAAGCCUCCUACCUGGACAGGUGGCUCCGAAGAACCGUUAAGUCUGGGUUCAAAGAUCUUUACUUGGAGAUGCCUUUAUCCAUGAAGAAAAUUUACAAUUUCCCGUGUUCAGUCUUGUCUGAUGAGGGAGCCGCAAGUUCAAUUCAGUUUCUUAAAAUUGGGUCGUGCGCUUUUCGUCCCACAUCAACACUUGGCUCCAUGGGAAGGUUGAAAAUUUUAAGUUUGUCUUUUGUCCAUAUUACCGAGGAAGGAUUGCAGCACCUGCUUUCAAAAUCUUCUACCUUAGAGGAGCUCAGGAUAUUCGCAUGUAAUGGGAUAAUUUGCUUGAAAAUACCUUGUACGAUGCAUCAUCUCAAGAUUCUUGAUGUUCAAUCUUUCAACAUGCCGCGGGUUGUAGAGAUUGAUGCUCCAAACCUCUGCUAUUUUAAGUACGACAGUGCUUUGCCUGAAAUCUAUGUCAGAAAUCGUUCUCAACUUAAGCAUGUACAGUUAUCAUCUGCACGCCCAUCUGGUGUUCUUUUUUAUGCUCGCACUAGUCUUCCAUCCAUCGCACGGAAUGUUGAGAGUCUUAUUUUGGUUGGUUGUGGCGAGAAUGCCAACACUCCGUUGCUACAAUCCAAGCUACCCCACCUCAAGAACUUGGAAAUUAGACUCGGAGCAGGCUGCCCCACAAGCUAUGACGUCUUUUCUUUGGUUUCUUUUCUUGAUGCUUCUCCUGCCUUGGAGUCUUUCACCCUACACGCAAGUCACUAUCCAUAUCUCUCAUAUGUAUCUAAUGAUAUUAACAUAUUACACUUCAAGAUUGAUAUUUGAUGUUAAUCCUACAUAUGUAUAUGCAGGUAAGCAAGUAUGCCAUGACACAUUAUCCUGUUGUUGGAGAUGAUGACGAAUGCCUGAGACGGGAGCUGGACUUCUCGCAUAACUGCCUCAGACACGUGACGAUCACGGGAUUCUGUUCAGCCAAGUGCUUGGUUGAGCUCACCGUCCACAUCCUUGAGAGCACACACUCGCUGGAGCGCUUGACGCUGGACACAACCUACGACUACAAUCAAGGGCCUCGUACCAUUGGCAAAUGCACGAUCUCAAGUAAGACUGCCCAGUGUUGGCCGAUGAGCAAGGUAGUUAUUGACGAAGCUCAUAGAGCUGUGAAGACUGUUGAUAGAUACAUAGCUGGGAGAGUUCCAUUGGCUGUUCAAUUUGAGCUCCUGGAGCCCUGUAGUCGAUGCCAUACCGGCAGCCAGUAGAUCAUUGUCAGGGUGGUUUAUCUUUGCCUAGACUCCCAAGGAAUUCCGUCAAUAUUGCAUGUUUAAUCUUGGUACCCAUAAAUAGAUCUUCCUUUAUGCAUCUCAUCUAUAGCACACACGAAACCAUAUAUUUUUAUAAUGCAGUUUUUGUAUUGAAGGUAUAUAUAUUUACAUUUCUGCAAUCUAGUUUAGCCA
This is a messenger RNA of Hordeum vulgare subsp. vulgare (domesticated barley), 2611 nucleotides long. Its product is annotated as F-box/LRR-repeat protein At3g58940-like. The transcript is spliced from 3 exons. NCBI's taxonomy places the organism in Eukaryota, Viridiplantae, Streptophyta, Magnoliopsida, Poales, Poaceae. The record is from RefSeq and is a predicted model, not a curated record. Gene Ontology annotation, molecular function: protein binding. The coding region runs from base 876 to 1985 and encodes 369 amino acids.